AUGGUUGCCAUCACCAACCUCUUGCUCACCGCCACCCUCGGGGCCGCCGGUCUCGGGUCGGCUCUGCCUCCGAGGAUCGGCACCACCGUCGUCGACGGCGAGAACAGCCCAGACGCCAGCUCCGGUAGGGUCACGCUGCACCAAGUGCGCAACCCCAGCUACCGCUUCAAUGGCGCCCUGUCCGUCUACAAAACGUACCUGAAGUUCGGCAAGACGGCGCCCGACUACCUCGUCAAGGCCGUCGCCAAGAUCCAGGACUCGCGCCUGGCCGAGGCGGUGCGGAGGCGCGGCGACACGGGCAGCGCCGCGGCGAUACCCAUCGAUGAGUUCGACAUUGCCUACGUCACGCCCGUGACGGUCGGCACGCCGCCGCAGAAGCUGAACCUCGACAUCGACACGGGUUCGUCAGACCUCUGGGUCUUUUCGAGCCACACGCCGGCGUCGCAGAUCCGGGGCCAGGAGAUCUACACGCCGUCCAAGUCGAGCACGUCGCAGCUGCUGGCUGGCCACAGCUGGAGCAUCACGUACGGCGACGGCUCUGCGUCGCGCGGCAACGUGUACAUUGACAACUUCACCGUCGGCGGCUUGACAGUCAAGAGCCAGGCCGUGCAGUGCGCCCAGCAGGUCUCGUCGAGCUUCACCAGCGAGGGCCACAUCGACGGGCUCGUCGGCCUGGGCUUCAGCUCCCUCAACACCGUCAACCCCAAGGCUCAGUUGACCUUUUUCGACAAUGCCAAGGCCGGCCUGGAGAAGCCCGUCUUCACGACUGACCUGAAGUUCCACGCACCCGGCACCUAUGACUUUGGCUUCAUCAACGCCACCAAGUACAAGGGCGAGAUCACGUACGUGCCGGUCAACAACGACCCGGGCUACUGGACGUUCACGUCGUCGGGGUACGCGGUCGGGUCCGGGACGUUCAGCACGACGACGGUGACGGGCAUCGCCGACACGGGCACCACGCUGCUGUACCUGCCGACGGCCAUCGUGACGGCGUACUACCGCGGGGUGUCGGGGGCGUCCAACAGCCGGUCGUACGGCGGCUACGUGUUCCCCUGCGCCGCGACCGUGCCAUCGUUCACGUUCGGCAUCGGCGCGGCCCGCGUCACCAUCCCGCCCUCGUACCUCAACUACGGCCCCGUCACCGACGGCUCGUCGACCUGCUUCGGCGGCCUGCAGAGCAGCAGCGGCGUCGGCAUCAACAUCUUCGGGGACGUGGCCCUCAAGGCGGCCUUUGUCGUGUUUGACGGUUCGAACCCGCCAACUCUGGGCUGGGCUGCCAAGGCUUAA
Molecule: messenger RNA, 1287 nt
Organism: Lasiosphaeria miniovina
Lineage: Eukaryota; Fungi; Ascomycota; Sordariomycetes; Sordariales; Lasiosphaeriaceae
Product: aspartic peptidase domain-containing protein
Exons: 2
Coding region: 1-1287 (428 amino acids)
Biological process (GO): proteolysis
Molecular function (GO): aspartic-type endopeptidase activity
Source: RefSeq, a predicted model, not a curated record